GAGAGAAAGCAAGUCAUUCCUUUCACGUGUGUGUGGAUGGCAAUGGUAGUUUGUCAAGAAAGGGAAUCUGUAAACUGCAACUAAAUUUGAACAUUUAAUAGAAGACGGGAUGGCACUCCCUCAACUCGAAAUCAACAAGGUGGUGGUUCACCCAUUGGUGCUCUUGAGUGUUGUGGAUCAUUUUAACAGAAUACGAAAUCAGAAGAGAGUUGUCGGUGUUUUGCUCGGCGCCUGGAGAAAAGGAAUUCUCGACGUAUCCAACAGUUUUGCCGUCCCCUUCGAUGAAGACGACAAAGACAAUACAGUAUGGUACCUUGACCAUGACUACCUAGAAAACAUGUAUGGCAUGUUCAAGAAAGUCAAUGCACGAGAGAAGAUCGUUGGUUGGUAUCACACAGGGCCCAAGCUGGGUCAGAACGACAUUGCAGUCAACGAGAUUAUCAGGCAAUACUGCCCAAGCUCGGUCCUUGUAAUUAUCGAUGCUAAACCAAAGGAUCUUGGGCUCCCAACAGAAGCCUACUUUGCAGUGGAGGAGGUUCAUGAUGACGGCACCCCAACCAGUCGUACAUUCGAGCACAUACCAAGUGAGAUGGGAGCGGAGGAAGCAGAAGAAGUCGGCGUUGAGCAUCUACUCAGGGACAUCAAAGACACCAGCGUAGGCAGCCUGUCUCAGAGGAUCACCAGCCAGCUCCUAGGCCUGAAAGGUUUCUUCUCUCAGAUGCAGCACAUCCAGAGCUACCUGGAGCAGAUCGCCAUGGAGAAGCUGCCCAUCAACCAUACCAUCAUCUACCAGCUCCAGGACAUCUUCAACCUCCUGCCAGACGUCAACCUGACGGAGUUCGUGCGGGCGUUUGUGGUGACCACCAACGACCAGAUGCUGGUGAUCUACCUGGCGUCGCUGAUCCGCUCCGUCAUCGCCCUGCACAACCUCAUCAGCAACAAGGUGCAGAACCGUGACCUGGAGAAACAGGAGGGCAAGUCGGACAAGGACAAAAAAGAGAAGGGUCAGGGGGAUAAGGAGAAGUCGGAAAAGGAUAAGGGCGAUAAGAAAGACGCCAAGGAUGCGUCGGCGGAAGAUAAGAAGUCGGCCAAGACGACCAAGAAGAAGUGAUGAACGAUGAUUUUUUUUAUUGAUAUAUAUUUCCAGUGGAUUAUAAUAACUUUAGUGAAAUCGUUCUCUGUGUAAUUUUUGGUGUCAGUCCACGGUUUUGAAAUUAAGGAAACAUGUUUUGCAAAUGCAACCACUAGGCCUAGGAUUACACAUGCAGGGAAAGGAGACCAUGGCCUCUGUUGCCCCCGGUCUCGGCCUUGGUGUCCCUUCAAACAUAUUUUCCAAUGGAAGUGCCCUGUGCAAAUUGAAAACAGGCUUGCCCUUUCAAAGAUGAAAUUCCAGGCCUAAACCACCAUCUGAAAAUGCAGUCCAGUGUGGCUUUCUCAGGCACUAUCUUUGUCUCAGCACAUCACUCAGUGCUGUCCUCUAAGGUGAUCAAAUGUUUUUGUUACUGCUCUGUUGUGAGUCUAUAGGAGACUCAACAAAUGUAUUGGUAGCUGUGACCUUUUCAAUCAGGGUCAAUGAUGACCCAAUGCAUUGACGACUACUGUCUGCAUUACAGUCUGCCAUCUUGAGAUUCGAUAAUAAUAACAAUCUAGUCUUAUAUAGCUUUGGUAUCCACCAAUAAGGUGCUGGAGGCGCUUGAACAAAGAGAGACACUUUUUAAGAAAGGUUAAUGAUUUGUGAGACUGAUUUAUUUACCUAAUAAGGGUUAACAAGGUGC
Molecule: messenger RNA, 1775 nt
Organism: Asterias rubens (European starfish)
Lineage: Eukaryota; Metazoa; Echinodermata; Asteroidea; Forcipulatida; Asteriidae
Product: 26S proteasome non-ATPase regulatory subunit 7-like
Exons: 6
Coding region: 110-1111 (333 amino acids)
Biological process (GO): proteasome-mediated ubiquitin-dependent protein catabolic process
Cellular component (GO): proteasome regulatory particle; proteasome complex
Molecular function (GO): protein binding; metallopeptidase activity
Source: RefSeq, a predicted model, not a curated record